GCGCAUGCGCAACUGUGGGAGUUGACGGAUUUCAAACUAGACGGCGGUUAGUUGAAGCCUAGAGUGAGAAAAAGAAAAGUACAUCAACGGUUGACUGUUGAACAUUUAAGUCAAAGUGCGGACAAAAUGACCAGCACAUUGAAAGGCAUCACUCUCAAAGGAAGCGCGGAGCUCGUAGCCGAGUUCUUCUCAUUUGGCAUCAACAGCAUCUUGUAUCAACGUGGCAUCUAUCCUCCAGAGACAUUUACCAGAGUCACCCACUAUGACAUGAGUCUUCAACUCACCACUGAUCCCAAACUGAAGACCUACUUGACCAACGUAGUAGCUCAGCUCAAAGAAUGGCUGUUCGAGUGCACGGUGCAGAAGCUGGUGUUAGUUAUCACGUGCCUGGAAACCAACGAGGUGCUGGAGAGAUGGCAGUUCGACAUUGAAUGUGACAAGACGGCCAAGGAGAGCAGUGCACCCAGAGAGAAGUCUAUUAAAACCAUUCAGGAUGAGAUCCGCUCUGUCAUCAGACAGAUUACAGCUACGGUAACCUUCCUGCCUCUGCUGGAGACGCCAUGUGCUUUUGACCUCCUGGUCUACACAGACAAAGACCUGGAGGUGCCAGAUAAGUGGGAAGAGUCUGGGCCACAGAUCAUUGAUCAGUCAGAGGAAGUGCGUUUACGUUCCUUCACCACCUCCAUCCACAAGGUGAACAGCAUGGUGGCAUACAAGAGGACAGACUCAGUCUAAACAUCUCCAUAACUCCUUAAGCUGUAUAUAUACAACCACUGCCCCCUAUGUAAACCAGUAGAUUUUACAUGCCUCUUCCCUCCCUUAGUGUCUCUGUCUACGAUCCUGUAUCCUGUCCUUUUCUCUCUGAACUUCACUUUGCUUUUGUGUGUUUUUGAGAGAGUCUCGUCUGUCUCCACUGAUGUAAAUAUUUCCCGGUAUUAGUGAUUGGUUUGUUAGAAAAAGUCUUUUCUGACUGUUUUUUGUGUCUCUCUGUUUUAGAAGCUAGUGCUGUGUGUUGAACUUUUAUAAAUUGUCAAUAAAAAGUAGAUAGAA
Betta splendens (Siamese fighting fish) is the source of this 1050-nucleotide messenger RNA. It is a transcript of the gene mad2l1, whose product is annotated as MAD2 mitotic arrest deficient-like 1 (yeast). The transcript has 5 exons. Lineage: Eukaryota; Metazoa; Chordata; Actinopteri; Anabantiformes; Osphronemidae. The record is from RefSeq and is a predicted model, not a curated record. The coding region runs from base 127 to 735 and encodes 202 amino acids. Gene Ontology annotation, cellular component: cytoplasm; kinetochore; nucleoplasm. Gene Ontology annotation, biological process: mitotic spindle assembly checkpoint signaling.